AGUCCCUCGGGCUCAUACCUAGUGCCUGCGGCAGGACAGCCAUGGCCGCCAACUCCACCAGCGACCUCCACACUCCCGGGACGCAGCUGAGCGUGGCUGACAUCAUCGUCAUCACUGUGUAUUUUGCUCUGAAUGUGGCCGUGGGCAUAUGGUCCUCUUGUCGGGCCAGUAGGAACACGGUGAAUGGCUACUUCCUGGCAGGCCGGGACAUGACGUGGUGGCCGAUUGGAGCCUCCCUCUUCGCCAGCAGCGAGGGCUCUGGCCUCUUCAUUGGACUGGCGGGCUCAGGCGCGGCAGGAGGUCUGGCCGUGGCAGGCUUCGAGUGGAAUGCCACGUACGUGCUGCUGGCACUGGCAUGGGUGUUCGUGCCCAUCUACAUCUCCUCAGAGAUCGUCACCUUACCUGAGUACAUUCAGAAGCGCUACGGGGGCCAGCGGAUCCGCAUGUACCUGUCUGUCCUGUCCCUGCUACUGUCUGUCUUCACCAAGAUAUCGCUGGACCUGUACGCGGGGGCUCUGUUUGUGCACAUCUGCCUGGGCUGGAACUUCUACCUCUCCACCAUCCUCACGCUCGGCAUCACAGCCCUGUACACCAUCGCAGGGGGCCUGGCUGCUGUAAUCUACACGGACGCCCUGCAGACGCUCAUCAUGGUGGUGGGGGCUGUCAUCCUGACAAUCAAAGCUUUUGACCAGAUCGGUGGUUACGGGCAGCUGGAGGCAGCCUACGCCCAGGCCAUUCCCUCCAGGACCAUUGCCAACACCACCUGCCACCUGCCACGUACAGACGCCAUGCACAUGUUUCGAGACCCCCACACAGGGGACCUGCCGUGGACCGGGAUGACCUUUGGCCUGACCAUCAUGGCCACCUGGUACUGGUGCACCGACCAGGUCAUCGUGCAGCGAUCACUGUCAGCCCGGGACCUGAACCAUGCCAAGGCGGGCUCCAUCCUGGCCAGCUACCUCAAGAUGCUCCCCAUGGGCCUGAUCAUCAUGCCGGGCAUGAUCAGCCGCGCAUUGUUCCCAGGUGCUCAUGUCUAUGAGGAGAGACACCAAGUGUCCGUCUCUCGAACAGAUGAUGUGGGCUGCGUGGUGCCGUCCGAGUGCCUGCGGGCCUGCGGGGCCGAGGUCGGCUGCUCCAACAUCGCCUACCCCAAGCUGGUCAUGGAACUGAUGCCCAUCGGUCUGCGGGGGCUGAUGAUCGCAGUGAUGCUGGCGGCGCUCAUGUCGUCGCUGACCUCCAUCUUCAACAGCAGCAGCACCCUCUUCACUAUGGACAUCUGGAGGCGGCUGCGUCCCCGCUCCGGCGAGCGGGAGCUCCUGCUGGUGGGACGCACUGGGAUACCCUCAACACCCCCAGCCCCUCAAAGCCGUCUCAGCUUCCUCCUGCCCGAAACACCACCAUUGGAGCGGUAUCUCCUAGGCCUCGUGGUCAUGGAUCUCUGGCUGGUCAUAGUGGCACUCAUCGGCGUGAGUGUGGCCUGGAUCCCCGUCCUGCAGGACUCCAACAGCGGGCAACUCUUCAUCUACAUGCAGUCAGUGACCAGCUCCCUGGCCCCACCAGUGACUGCAGUCUUUGUCCUGGGCGUCUUCUGGCGACGUGCCAACGAGCAGGGGGCCUUCUGGGGCCUGAUAGCAGGGCUGGUGGUGGGGGCCACGAGGCUGGUCCUGGAAUUCCUGAACCCAGCCCCACCGUGCGGAGAGCCAGACACGCGGCCAGCCGUCCUGGGGAGCAUCCACUACCUGCACUUCGCUGUCGCCCUCUUUGCACUCAGUGGUGCUGUUGUGGUGGCUGGAAGCCUGCUGACCCCACCCCCACAGAGUGUCCAGAUUGAGAACCUUACCUGGUGGACCCUGGCUCAGGAUGUGCCCUUGGGAACUAAAGCAGGUGAUGGCCAAACACCCCAGAAACACGCCUUCUGGGCCCGUGUCUGUGGCUUCAAUGCCAUCCUCCUCAUGUGUGUCAACAUAUUCUUUUAUGCCUACUUCGCCUGACACUGCCAUCCUGGACAGAAAGGCAGGAGCUCUGAGUCCUCAGGUCCACCCAUUUCCCUCAUGGGGAUCCCGAGGCCCCAAGAGGGGCAGAUUCCCCUCACAGCUGCACAGCAGCUCGGUGCCCAAGAACUGGCCAAGCCAGCAAAGCGGGAGCCCUGAAAAAUUAGGGGGGAAAUGGGAGAAAAUAAUGUGACAUUUCAAAAACAGCACCAAAGCAGUCAGCAUUGGAAGGAAAAUUAGAUUUCUGACGGACAUCCUGAUGUUGGUUUUACUGUUUUCGUUUUGAAUACACAGGCUGGGUCAGGAGCAGUGAGAUUUGCCAGCACUCAGGGUUCUAAGGGUCUUGGGCCAGCUCUGGAUGGAGGAAGAGCCCCACAUGCCCAGAGCAAGGCCCCCCAUUAAGGGACUGCAGCCACCUCCAAGGGCUCCUCCCUCCACCCACCGGCUCCCAAAUGCCAGAGGGAGCCUCUUCGCCCUCCCUCCCUGCCCACCAUCCCUCAACCAUCAGCCUGGCGUUCAAAGCCUUUCCAAGUCCCACCUCACUUUUCCCUCUCCCAAAGGUGCCCAGGCUCUGGGCAGGCCCUGCUCAUAUCCCUGAUCAUGGCACAUUCUCUGGAGGACCCUCCUGUUCUCGGGUAGGGGCCGUGCCCCACCUAGGUAGCCGUCCCAUGUGGGAUCCUGUAGGAUCUCUAAAACCUAGCUCUGGCCCCAACUUUCUGUCUGCCCUGGAGGUUUCUCAGCCUCCUGAGAGCUCUGCUGGGCCCCGGUCUGGGCAGAACCUGGGCCUAAACAAACAAGAGCCAGGGCAGCCAGGGUCUCUGCGUGGCUGGGCCCAGGGCUUGCCCUCAGAGCUCACCUGUCCAACAGAAGAGGAGUGUGCCUCCACCUUCCCUACUGCCCGCCCCUUUUUCAGGGUCUUAGGGCCUCUAGCCCUGUGGUGGGGUGCUGGGUGCCCCAGGUGGAGCUGAAGUCAUGGGGCUGUUGAGGAGUUGGUGUCCACCUGGAGUCUGUCCAGUGAGUUUAGGUCAACAGGUGUGCAGUCUGUCCUUCGAGGCUGAGCCACCUCCCAACAGCCUGAACAACUCCAGGGGCCUUUUGAGGGAGGGGCAGGCAGGCCCAGUGGGUGGUCAGCCCAAGGUGAACCCACCCACCAUGGCCAGGGUUCCUUAGGUUGAGCCUCCAGUGGGUGAAACCUGGGAGUCCUCAACCUUCCUGGCAGAUGGGGCCAUUGACAAGAGGAGGUGGGCGGGGCCUCCACAGACUCCGCCCUGUGGUGUCACACAGCUGGCAGCCAAUGGAAAGCAACCAGCCAGGAAGCCCCGGAGCUACCCUUGCUGGGUACCCUUGCUGGGGGACCUGGGCCAUCCCAGUUUGUGCAGAGCGGCCGGAGGCAGUUAGGAGCCCACGUUCAGUCCAAGGCCGUCCACUGAGCCCCGUGUGACUCUGACAGAGCUGGGGGUGUCCAUGUCCUCUCUGGACCUCAGUUCCUGUAAAAAGGCCCGUUGGCCAGAUCGGCCGCCGGGCUGCUCACAGGUGCACGGGCUGCACGUAACUCCGUGGGAAGAAGCCAACGCGCCCGCAGGACCGGCCCCGCCACCAGUGGGGGUCUGGGCGCUCCAGGACCUCAAUGAUGUCGCCACGGCGGAAGCUGAGCUGCGAGGGGUCCUGGGCUGAGAAGUCAAACUGGGCCUGGGCAAAGCAGGCCCCAGGUGACUGCAAGAAGAGGAGGUGGUUAGUAGGGUGCCUUCAGAAGCCCUGCAACCCACCCUCCCUCAGAGGCACCCAAGAGAAGUGAUUUGCCACAGGUGAGGAGGGGUCUCGGGCAGCACCGGAGUUGAACUUUAAGUCCAGAUCAAUGGUAGUGCCACCACUGGGCCUCCUGCUGCCCACACCCCUGCCUGUCUGCUGUGCAGAUGCUGCAUCUACAUAGAACACGGCUUUCCCAGCCGCCCAGCUGGGACAAUAGGGCUGGUGGGUCAGGGGACCUGAGUCCUGGUCCUUAGGGUGGGAUUUUGGUUAGGUCCCUGCUUCUCUUGGGAUCUUAUUUACCCGACUCUGCAGCAGCCAUGGUAGCUUUUGACUCCAGGCCACAAAGCCAUGAGAAUGGGCCUUAUAAACUGUAAAGUGACGUGCA
Molecule: messenger RNA, 4125 nt
Organism: Homo sapiens (human)
Lineage: Eukaryota; Metazoa; Chordata; Mammalia; Primates; Hominidae
Gene: SLC5A10
Product: solute carrier family 5 member 10
Exons: 16
Coding region: 42-1991 (649 amino acids)
Biological process (GO): transmembrane transport; mannose transmembrane transport; sodium ion transmembrane transport
Cellular component (GO): apical plasma membrane; membrane
Molecular function (GO): mannose:sodium symporter activity; transmembrane transporter activity; fructose:sodium symporter activity
Source: RefSeq, a predicted model, not a curated record